AUAAUAUGUCAAAGUCAGUUUUGACAUAAAUAACUCCUAAACCCAUUUAGGUCCAAAAUAUGUCGUAAUCGCCCCACGCAGCAAAGAAAAGACCGCACAUGUUCAAGAAUUGGGUAAAUUAUGUUGAUAAAAACGCCGAAACCGACUAAAUACAAAUUUGUUCGUAAAGCUGCUACAGUUUUGUUCGUCGCUGAAGGAUUGUUUUUUGGUGGAUGUUAUUACGUUUAUCAUAAAUUAAACACAGAUAGGGAUUUUAGAUUUUAUAUGCACAAUAAUUUCCCAAAGAUUUUAAAUUAUUAUUACUCUUUGGGGGAAAGAAUUGGAGGGACUGGCGAGAGAAUAAAAGAAAUUGACCAAGCUUAUUGGGCGAAUAACUCAAAUUAAUGGCAAAUAAACUCUUAAAAUCGUUAAUUUACUUCACGGGUUUUACAGGUUUGGGUUAUUUACUAUUAAUUGCCACAAAACCCAGUGAAGCUUCAAUCGAACAAAUUAAAAAGAAAUAUCCCAAUCAACGAGAAACUUCUGCUGAAUCAUUGAAAAAAAGGGAGCAAUUUGCUAAAGUUUUACAAUCAGCCGCAGCAGAUACACCAAUUUAUUUAAAAAAUAAAGAACCAUCUAAAGACGAAUAAUUAUAAUACAAAAAUGGAGUCGAAUUUACUUCAAGAACGUUGCGAUCGUAAAAUAGAAAUGUUAACAAAGCGUGAAAAUGAGCGAAAACAAGAUUUAGAGAAAGGAAACGCCUUAAAAAAAUUAGGAAACGCCGAAAAUGAACAAUUAAGCUACUUCGAAAAGAGUUUUAAUGAGAAAAAAUCGAAAAUCGAACAAGAUCUUAAUAAAUCAAGUGAAAUAAAAAUCAAGGAUUUGCCCGAACACUUUGAUAAAAUUUCUAAGGACAUUUUGAGUCUACAAAAAUAUUUGGCGGGGUCAAAUUUGUUUUUACGAGGAUACGAUAUUAAAAUUUAUCAACAAAUCGUUCAAAAUUUAGGAAAUCAAUUCAAAGACAUCGAAGACGAACUCAUCCCAAAAAAAAAGUUUGGAUUUAAGAAUAUUAAAACCACUAAAAAUAAAAUUGAAGAUCAACUAAAUAACAUAAAAAACGGGGAAUCAUCGAAAAUUGAUGAAGUCGAUUCGAGUAUCAUUAAAAAAAAUCUUUUUACAACAACAUGCGAUUUAAUCGAUAAAUCCAAUGAAACUUUAUCAUUAGAUUCAACGGAUAUUUACAAAAAAGAUAUUGCGCUAACUAACUUAACUAAUUGCAAAGUAAAGUUGUUGGGGACUCCUUCAACUUUGCAUAUAAACAAAUUAAAAGAUUGCCACAUUUUUACUGGACCCGUUUCCACUUCGAUUUUUGCUGAAAACUGUUUUAAUUGCACUUUGAUUAUUGCUUGCCAACAAUUACGAUUGCACAGUUCUGAAAACGUUCGUAUUUACCUGCAUGUCACUAGUAGAGCUAUAAUGGAAGAUUGCAACCAAAUCUUUUUAGCCCCUUAUAAUUAUCAUUAUAAAGGUAUUGAUGAGGAUUUUGAAAAAGCUGGUUUAAAUCAAUUAAUUAAUAAUUGGACAAGCAUUGAUGAUUUUAACUGGUUAAAUAUUGAGAGAGCUUCACCCCAUUGGAGUUGUAUAAAUGAAAAUGAACGUGUUAGUGAUUGGGAAGAUUAGUGAAACGAUUUUGGUUGUUUAGUUCUUUUUUAUGUGAUAAAAAUAAAUGUAUAAAAAAAUUA
This is a messenger RNA of Onthophagus taurus, 1721 nucleotides long. RefSeq names its product Tubulin-binding cofactor C. Lineage: Eukaryota; Metazoa; Arthropoda; Insecta; Coleoptera; Scarabaeidae. The record is from RefSeq and is a predicted model, not a curated record.